Benincasa hispida (wax gourd) is the source of this 943-nucleotide messenger RNA. RefSeq names its product putative glutathione S-transferase. The record is from RefSeq and is a predicted model, not a curated record. Lineage: Eukaryota; Viridiplantae; Streptophyta; Magnoliopsida; Cucurbitales; Cucurbitaceae. Gene Ontology annotation, biological process: glutathione metabolic process. Gene Ontology annotation, cellular component: cytoplasm. Gene Ontology annotation, molecular function: glutathione transferase activity.
UGGAGCAUAUUAGGUAAGGCAAUAGCAAGGAAAUUAAAGAAAGAGGAGAUAAAAAAAAAUGGGAGAAAAAGUGGAGGUGUUUGGGGCAUGGUUCAGUCCUUUCAGCCGACGAGUAGAAUUGGCUUUGAAACUGAAAGACAUUGAAUAUGAUUAUAUUGAAGAAGAAGUAUAUAAGAAGAAGAGUGAUUUGUUACUGAAAUUCAAUCCUGUUUACAAGAAAGUCCCUGUCUUCGUCCAUGCCGGAAAACCCAUUGCAGAGUCCAUUGUUAUUCUUCAAUACAUAGAAGAGACUUGGAAGGACAAUCCCAUUUUGCCCCAACAUCCUUAUCACAAAGCUCUUGCACUCUUUUGGGCCAAUUUCUUGAAUGACAAGCUUCUAGGUGCUAUAAUGAAAGCAAGGAGAAGGCAAGGAAAGGAGAAAGAAGAGGCAAUAGCAGAGGCGUGUGAGGCAUUGAAAGUACUAGAAGAUGAACUGAAAGGGAAGAGAUUCUUUGGAGGAGAGAAGCUGGGAUUUGUGGACAUUGUUGCCAACUUCGUGGCGUAUUGGAUUCCAGCCAUCGAAGAAGGUUUCGGCCUGGGCGGUGCGUUGAGCAGUGAGAUGGAGAAGCUUCCAAACCUACAGCGAUGGUGCAAUGAGUUUGUAGAGCACACCAUUGUCAAAGAUACUCUGCCUCCUAAACAAGACCUCCUUGCUUUCUGUAUAUCUCAGUUUGGAAACAAUGUUGCUUCCAAAUGAUCAUGCUUUGCUUGGAUCUUAAACUUUUAAACUUCAGAUAUUUGUAAUAAGAGAACUCAAACAUUUAGUUCGUGUCUAUUUGGUAAAUUUAAAUUAGUUUUAAUUGUGUAUCAAAUAGAUUUAUAAAGUCUUCUUUUAAUAACUUCAAGCUUAUGUGGUAGCCAACUAUAUUAUUUAAGAAUAACACAAUACGAUGAUUUUGAAUGG